Malassezia restricta is the source of this 1812-nucleotide messenger RNA. RefSeq names its product mediator of RNA polymerase II transcription subunit 17. The record is from RefSeq and is a predicted model, not a curated record. The coding region runs from base 1 to 1812 and encodes 603 amino acids. Gene Ontology annotation, molecular function: transcription coregulator activity. The transcript has a single exon. Gene Ontology annotation, cellular component: mediator complex; core mediator complex. Lineage: Eukaryota; Fungi; Basidiomycota; Malasseziomycetes; Malasseziales; Malasseziaceae. Gene Ontology annotation, biological process: regulation of transcription by RNA polymerase II.
AUGACCGACGUGCGCCUGCGUGUCGGUCGGGUGCGUGCGCCAGACAGCGUGCUGGAUGCAUCAGGUGGGAGCGGGAGUCUCUCGCAAGAACGUACGCUGCUAGAUAUCCAGGCGGAUGGUCACCGGAUCAUAGCGCCCACUCUCUCGUUCCAUGAUCACGAACGAGCGCGCCGCAUGCGGCUGUGGGCUGAGCGUGGCGACUUUCGCCUUAUACAUGCAGACGAUCUGGACGAUGUCGAUCGAAAGGCGCCACAGAUAGAUGCUGUGGAAGCAUUGCGUGCAGUAUACCAAGACCAUGCACAGCCACCGACAUCUGAGCAGGCGGAGGCCCAGGCCUCUGCGUCGUCUGCACGCCUUGGUACGAUCGCAGAAAGCGAGUUUGUACCUUUACGUGAUAAUUUAUUGCAUCAACUCGAAGUGUCUCUAUUUCAUGCCGAACAGGCUCAAAAUCUGCUCGGUAUGCUGAUCCAAAACACGCGCUCUGAUACGUCGUCGGUGCUCGCGGCUCAGAGCGAAUACUUUCUCGACCCGCACGCUCUAUCUCUGAGUGCCUUGGAACGCGCUAUACCAGAAGAAAGCAAUGCCCCGCCACGGCCACUUUCUGUUUCUGAACAAAAAUUGAUUCUGCAGGAAAAGCACGCCUCCAUACGAAACGCUGCUCAGAUCCUUGUGCACGGUGCUGAUGAGAUGGAGCAAUGCCUCGAAUCAGAGCGCAGUCGAUGGCAUGGGCUGCAGAAAAUUCAACGGCGCGGCUGGAAACUCACGCCUGGACGCCCCCUGGUGGAUAUCGAGCGCUUUGAUACACAAACAGUGAAACACGACGUGUUACAAGGAUUUGGCGUACCCAUUGUGCAAGGCAAUGGCUCUAUAAAAGAGGAAGGAGCACGCGAUGCAUGGAUCGGGUACGGGCCUAGCGAGGCGCCCAUUAGCGUCUUGCAGCGUACGCUGGCCUACUGGGCUGAUGCGCCUACGCCAGGGCCGCAUCUGGCUUUCCCUGAUCGUACAUGGCGCCGACUGCAAGUCGAGUUCCACGAUCAUGCGUCCAAGCAGAUAUGGAAGAGUGAGUCGACACGUGAGACACGUUCUGACGACGCCGAUCUCGAUGCACAGCUGUACGACGCCCAACUCGAUGUGGUAGAUGCCGAACUGUUUCGCGAGCUGACUGUCCAGUCCGGUACGCUCUCGCCAGUCCUCGCACGCACCAUAUCUGAUCAUUGCAUAUCGCUGCCGCUUUCCUCAACACUCGAGAUGCGGUUCGUUUUGGUGCCGUACGAUGAAUUGAGCUCAGGCGAAGAAUCGCCAUGGCCCACAUUGCUUUUGCACGUGCUUCGACUGCGCAUGCUGCGUGGAUGGACAGUACGUAUUCGCGCCAUGUGGGACAAACGGGCCGCUUCGAUCGCGCUGCAUCCACCCAAAGUGCGAUUCGCCCUUAUGGCUCCUUUAUGGGAGCUCUAUGAAUAUACCCUCUUUCUCUCGCGACUUCGUGCCAUACUGGAUCAAACGCUGAGCGGAUUUGAUAAUGCACGUACUUUAUGGGAGCCUUACGGCGCGAUCCACGACGUGCAUCAGUGGAUCUCCCAUCUACUCGAUCUGUCGACGUCCAACGAUGAUCUAAUUCCGGUGGGCGGCAGUGUAUGGAUAUACUAUGGCUCUGUCAUGAUCGCACACUUAUCGCUGCGUGCACCCAGUCACAUGCUCGCCCAUUUCCCCCAUCAUGCGACGUCACAUGGUACUGGUGUGCGAAUGUCUGUCGAGCUGGAAAGCCUAGCGCCGUUCCUUGUGUCUGAGUGCUCGGCGCUGGCGAGUGCAUAA